This is a messenger RNA of Penicillium taxi, 1053 nucleotides long. RefSeq lists its product as uncharacterized. Lineage: Eukaryota; Fungi; Ascomycota; Eurotiomycetes; Eurotiales; Aspergillaceae. The transcript is spliced from 6 exons. The record is from RefSeq and is a predicted model, not a curated record. The coding region runs from base 1 to 1053 and encodes 350 amino acids.
AUGGCAUGGGUCUAUAAUGCUACGCCUGCAAUAGAAGAGCUGUCCCAGUAUCGGCUCAUCCUCGCAGUGUGUCUUAGCUUGACAAUUUUAAUGGUAUCGGUCGUUUGUUUACGGCUAAUUGUACGUGUUCGUGCCAGUCGAUUGGGCGCGGCCGACUAUGUGAUGGUUGUGGGUAUGAUUUUUAGUAUAUUCUACAGUGGCUUAUGUAUUGCUCAAAGUAGAUAUGGACUUGGGCUACCACUCAAAAUGCGACCAAAGGCUAAUUUGGAGACAUAUACAAAACUGAACUAUGCCGGUCGUCCCUUUUAUCAGCUUGGGAUCGCUGGGUUUAAAGCUUCCCUUUGUCUUAGCUAUCUUCGUCUGCUAUCUGGCACUUCCAAAUCAUUCUACCGGAUUAUAACAUGGGCUGUGAUUGUAUUUUCCACCUUAGGGCAUACCAUGGGAGCUUUGGUUCUGAUCCUGGACUGUCAGCCGGUGGAAAAGGCAUGGAAUACCUUAAUCCCAGGUAGAUGUCUUCCAGUUGCAGCAUCAUUCUACGGACUCGCCAUUUUCACAAUUGUGUUUGAUGUGAUCAUUAUUCUUUUACCGAUCCCACUUCUUCUGCAACUGAAUAUUAAACCUGCUCAGAAAGCCGGUGUUGUGUGUCUGUUCCUCCUUGGCCUCUUCACUACCGUAUGUUCGAUUCUACGUCUGAGUCAGAUCUGGAGAGUGGCAUUUGGUGAUGGAAACUCAACUAUGCUGGUUCUAUGGGGUACAAUUGAAUUUAAUAUUGGGAAUAUUACAACUUGUGUGCCAUACUUAGCACCCCUAUUCAAAGGCUAUGUGCGUGAUUUCCGAUCCACCAGUCGCAAAUACGACAGUCGCGGGAGAAGCUACGGUAUCGAAAAUUGGUCUAGGGAGAAUAAGUCUCAUUCACAAUCUCAUGCAUCAGGACCGUCACAUCUUAGACGCACACCUAGUGAGGAGCUAAUACUUUCUAGUCGGACUUGUGGGGGGAUUGAGAUGACAGUGGAGUAUAGCAUCUUACUAGAGCAUGAAUACUCGAAGAUUUAA